GUUUGAGCAACCGGAUCCAGUAAAACAGCGAGCGAUGGAGAGAGAAGGAAGGUCUUCGUGGAUGAAAUAUGGGCCUGUUGUGUCCCUGUUUGUGGUUCUUUUGUCCUUCUGGUUCCGGUCACCCCAGAAUGAAGUACUGGGUGACCGCCUGGACACCGUCCUGUCCUCUCUUCUCCGGGCUGAAGGAAAAGUCGGGGUGAACAACGUGGCCCGACCUAAAGUUGCAGUGGGGUUUGGAGGCUGUGUGGACCUGAUAGUGGACGGGGUUUCGUUGCUGAAUAAGAUCGGCCUCGCUCACACAGACCAGCCCCUGCACCACGACCUCAUAGAAAAUGAAGUGCAGCUGGCUCAGAGCUUCGCCUACUUCUUUGCACCGGGAGCUGCCGCAGAGCGUUUUGUGCUAAAUGACACCUUCUUCAGCGAGCUGGUGGAAGCGUCUCGUGACCUACCCGGCAACAGAUGGGCAAUAGGCGGCAAUGCCCCGGUGAUGGCUGGCCGCAUGGCAGCCGAGGGAUGUGAUUUAUUGCUAGGAGGGAGUUUCAGCCCCGAAUUCAUUGAUGUCCUGUCUGAACACAUUACAGUGGCAGGGAACAUAGUUGAGGAGCCAGACAUUCAUCUGAUCCUGGAGUAUCCGUCUGGUGCUAGCUGGGGUCAAUACACGUCGCGUAGAGCCAACAGAUAUAUCGUCCACAGCGAUGACCAUAACCCCUACUUGGACUCCAUGGCUGCUUUUGCAGAGAAACUCAAAGGCUUUGACCCAGAUCUGCUGGUGGUGGGUGGGCUGCAAAUGAUGGAUAACUUCCCCUUCCAGUCAGGUGAGCGCGAGGCUCUCCUCUCCCGCCUCGCCGACCUCCUCUCCUCCUCCUCUCCUACGAUUGGAGUCCAUUUUGAGAUGGCCAGUUUUGUAGAAGAGGGUAUAAUGGAGGAACUUUUUCACUACGUCAUUCCCCAUGCCGACUCUUUAGGCAUGAAUGAACAGGAGCUCCCCAACCUGCUCAGCCUGCUGAAAGGCUCCAACAUCACGGUGUUGUCAGACCCUAACCCUCGUGUAGCCACCGUCCUCGACCAGAUGAGGGAGGUGUACCGCCUCGUGAACCUCCGCUCAAAGGAAGACAGCGACACGAGCAGCGCCAAAGCGAAGCCGCUGACUCGGCUCCACGUCCACACGCUCGCCUUUCAGGCCAUGAUCGUGACCCACGGCUCCAAGUGGAAGAACACCAUGUCGGCCACCGCCAAGGCGUCUCUCACGGCUAACCGCCACGUCUGCGGCUCCGAUGACAUCGACCCCAGCAAGGCCCGGCUCAUCAUGGACGACUCGUUCUCUGUGAGCCAGCGGGAGGGCAGCGUGCGGAUCCCUCUGCAGGAGAGCCGGCCCGUCAGCUGCUGGGACGAGGACGACUACGAGAUCUGCGUGGCGCCGGUGCUCGUGUGCACCGAGGUUUACCAAACUGCAGGAGGAGGAGACAACAUCUCAGCCGCCGGCCUGGUGCUGCAGAUCUAGAGAAGGACACCGUGUGCUUUAUCUGUGUGUAGUGCUCUGUGAGCCUGGACACUUGAUCUAGGUGUGAUACAAAGUACCCAGCGAACAUGGGUACUGAUUGUAAAAUGUUUCAGGCUAAUGCUGUCGCCCUGGCAGCUCCUGGUGGACCAAUAGGAAAAGUGAAUAUCAGUUAAAGAAGUCACAUGAUGGGUUCAGUGGUUAUUACUCAGGUAUGAUCACCUGAUUUCAAAUGUAUGAGCCUGGUUGUUAGGGGGAUGCAGAUAAAAACAGGUGAAGUCAAACAUUACAGUUUAGUAAAUUGACUGAUCCAAACCAGACUAUCUGCAGUUAAUUCUCAGUUAGGUGUGUGUGAGUUUACAUUAGGUUGGAGGGCACUAUCGCUAGUUUCGUGUUUCUUUUAUUAACGUUGGGUACAUAUAUUAAUAUUUGUACACUGUCUUUGCCUGAGUGCAAAGCCCUUUGGCAUCCAGAUUAUUUGUUACAACUAAAACUUUAAAAGUCACACUGCCCUGCUUUGUCCUUUUUAUAAUGCAGCACAUCCAACGUCAUCGCUGCCCAUCAUCUGACUCCUGUCCUACUCUACUUCCCAAAGGCCUUACAAAACUAGAACUUCAGUCUGGAUGAGAUAAGGAGUGAUGAGGUUUUGGUUCAGUCCAUAAAAAAACAAGUUUUGUUUAGGAUUGGAGCUGAGAAAGCUACAAACUUAAACUUAGCUCUUUUUCUUGUGUUAUUGAAACGUGUGACUUCACUAUGCAACAGACUUAUCCAGAGUUGGGUAAAUCUCCUGUUUCUUGAAGGCACUUUUUUCAGAUGUCUCCUCCUUAAAAUCUAUAUUUCCAACCUGUAAACGGGGCUUUGACUGCCCCUGCCUUGCAGCAUACGCAGUUUCAAAAUAAGGCUGAAAAGUGAGCUUCCUUUUCUAAAGGGGAAUGUCGUGAAAAACACUAUCAGUGCAUUUGGGUAUCUUGAGUUUUGAGAGUUUUUGUGUCCUUCCUACAUCAGAACACAAAGACUCAACAAGCCCUUUAUAUGUGGCUCCACUCCUUACACUGAAACAGGCUCAUUAGAAUAAACCUGCCCUAAUGUAUACCAUAACGCAUGUAAAGAUGCUCUAUUGGAAACGUAAAGUCCAAGUGUGAAACUCGGCUUAAUAUGUCCCCUUCAAAGGUCACAUCCCAACCCUUUUAAUGAGAGCCUCCUCCCUCUCCUAUCUUAGGAUUUGAAAUAAGAAAGCUAGAGAGGUGAUCACCUCCUGUUCUUCCCAAUAUAUGUGAAUACUCGUGUGGGUGUGUUUGAUUUGUUGUUGAUUGUGAUUCUUAUGUUGCAGUACUAAUGCAAAAACUAGACUACUUUUGGUAGCUGGAUAUGAUGUCAAAGACCUCCUUUCUACCUCCAUGCUAUUUAUGUUUCUCCACUUUGACAAACUUUUCUAUCUUUAAUUUAUCUUCUUGUGUUUAUUUAUGUUUUUAAGGACCAAAUAAUCAGUGUGGACUAUCCCUGAUAACAUUACUGCUAAAGAGGCAGCACUGGUAGACACUUCUCAUGUUCUCAUAUUAUAAUGCUGCAUACAGUGACACAGUCUCCUCUCUAGUGGUUGUCGUUUUUUAUCGUAAAGUCGAUCUCAAGCUAUAGUGUAACUCACCAUUAAUCCCCUUUAUCCCCAUUGGUCUAAAUAGAAGUGGCCCCUGUCUCUAAUUGGCCUGAAACGUACACAGAGUAGAAAUCCCUUUCCUUUGAAACCAUAUCUGACUGAAAUGGGAAUAACUGUUCACACUGUAUCCAUAUAAAACAUUCCUCCACAGACCAAGCUUCAAUAAGUAUCUUCACAAGUGGAAUAUUUUCUUUCCAACAUGCUCCCCUUUUCACUGAGGAACACGCAUAUUCAUGUUGCAGUGCAACGAUUAGGAGCUAAAGAAACCAGUCCACGUGUUUCCUCUGUAUGUCAGCACUGUACUCGUGAAUGCUGUUUUAUUUAUGCUAAACGGUAAAUCAGCCUUAUUCUGUUUGACUUUUGGUGUUUAGUGAUAAGGGAAUGUGUAAUACGGACUGUUUCUAUACCGGCAUGCUUAUGUUUCAUUUCCUUUGUCUUAUGUUUCAUUUCCUUUGUCUUAUGUUUCAUUUCCUUUGUCUUGAUUGGUUUGAAGAUGAGUAAUGGGUCACGUUUUUACUGUGAAAUGAAUUUCUUUGAAGCAGAACUUCAGCAUGUAUUCAUGUUCAGAUAAACUGCUUGUGUUUGCUAACAUAUCAUAUCUUAGCUUUAGAUGCGUCCUGUCAUCCAAAGCUGUGUGUAAAGUUUUAAUGCAUGUUAACUAUUCAAUGCAGAACCACUUAAGAUAAAACGCUGAUAAAGCA
Notothenia coriiceps (black rockcod) is the source of this 3853-nucleotide messenger RNA. It is a transcript of the gene adpgk2, whose product is annotated as ADP-dependent glucokinase 2. The transcript is spliced from 7 exons. The record is from RefSeq and is a predicted model, not a curated record. The coding region runs from base 35 to 1501 and encodes 488 amino acids. Gene Ontology annotation, molecular function: ADP-specific glucokinase activity. Lineage: Eukaryota; Metazoa; Chordata; Actinopteri; Perciformes; Nototheniidae. Gene Ontology annotation, biological process: glucose metabolic process. Gene Ontology annotation, cellular component: endoplasmic reticulum.